AAGUGUCAUUUAGCAAAAAAGUAAGCAUUGUUCAUUGUUUACAAAUCUAAAUUGCUGUAAAUUAUAUCAUAUAAUGGAUAAAAGACAAGAGGAAUUAACGAAAUUAAAGUCUUACACCGAAAUUAUCGACAAUGAUCUAACAAUGAUUUUACAGUCUCUUCAGUGGGAUCGAAAACAACUGUUGCAGGUUAUUAUUAUGUAUACUAUUUUCUGUAAAUUGUGUAUUGCGAUACAAUACAAUAACUUUGGAUUUUAUUUGCAGAACCCUAUGAUGGACACUUGCAGAUAUGACCCGAAUCAUAAAAUCCCCCCUGAUAAGAGAGAAGAACACGAGAAAGUAUGCUUUUUGAGAAAAAAUGGAUAUUUUAAAGAAGAUCAGCUGUUACCGGACCCUCUUGAUGCAAACUCUAACACACUUGUCAAACUCAGGAAAGAAGAUAUUCAGGAUAUCAUUGCGAAUGCAUCCAGAGCAGAUAUCACUUUCAAAAAAGGCUUGGGUUGCCAUGGAGCAGAGCCGAUGUCAUUGGAACGCCUUCAGGUGUCCUACUCAGCAGAUGAACGCCGGGUUAUACAUGAUGCUGUGGUCAGCGCAGUACCCUCCUGUCAUGAUCUUACUGACUUGGCAUUACUCAGUGAGAAUAAUGAGCAGGGCUCCAAGGUAAUCCUGACACGCAAAGAGAUACUUCUGGAACUACGUAACAUGCGGAGGCGCCGCACUAAGUACCGUGUCGCUCCUAAGACUCGCAAUUAUUCGGAUGUUCUGCGCGAUGUCAUUAAGACACAGAUGGAAGUCUACAAUGAUGGGAAAACUGAAGAAACUACUACAAACGAAACGGUUGAUCGAAUGAACAGUUGUAGAGAUAUUAAUAAUGGGAGUCAAUAUUCUGGAACAGACUCAUAUAAUGGAAACAGAAAUAGACAUCACUCACAAAAUGAUGACAGGAUUAGAUAUACCUCACAUAAUGUUGACAGAGACAGUUGUGAUUCCCGCAUUGUUGAUAGAAAUGAAUCUAAAAAAUGGGUUCCGAGACCAAUACAAGUUAAAAGUGAAAGGGAAGAAUACGUAGAGAGAGACAGAAUAGUAAACAAAAGGCGGCCGAGGCAAGACUCAAACGACAUCGAAAGAUAUCAAAAAGAUCGCAAGAAGUGGGUUCCUAGACCCAUCCAAGAAGAAAUAAAGACAGAAAGAGAAGAUUUUACUGAUUGGGACGCAGAAACUGAUAAAACUGAACAUUCACGGCGUUACUCUAAAUACGAGGCUAGACAUAGACACGAGCGUCCCAAAAAGUGGGUACCUCGACCAAUCAAAACGGAAGUCAAAACAGAAAAAGAAGGUUCGAGAGAAAGAGAUAGAAACUCUGAAAAUAGACAUUCGAAACGGGUCUCUGAAAGUUUAGAUGAAAACAGAUACACACAUAAUGAAGAGACUGUUCCGAAACCCAUUAAAGAAAUAAUUAAAACUGAAAGAGAAGAUUCAACAGAAAGAUUCAGAAGCGUCGAAAGGAGAUAUUCUAGCCAAGAUUUUGACUCAGUACCUAGACCUAUAAAAGUAGAAGUUAAAACCGAAAGAGACGAGACAGAGAGGAUUACAGAAAGUACUAAAAAGCAAAGAGAUGAAAUUAACAGUAUAGAUGAGCGCGAUAGAAGUGGCAGACAAGGUCACAAUCACAGAGAAAGAAGGUAUUAUGAAGAGAAUGACCAAGGCAAGUAUGGAGAGUAUUCCCGAAAGAGGAAAGAUGGUUGCGAUUAUGAGGAGUAUAUUUAUAACAGAGAUAAAACGAAAGAAAGGCGACAAAACUAUUAUGAUGAUAGAGAACACAGAACUGAAAGAAGACAUAAAAGAAGUCAUAGACACGAUGAUCACGUCGUUGAAAGUAAGAAAAGAAAGGAAUCAAGGUUAGAUGAUGAAUCACACGGUCAUGAUAGGAAACAUGAAGAGAAAAGAGAUGAUAAACAUAAAGAUAAAGAUCGUAGGCGUACGGACAAACAUAAGUCGAGACAUUAUGGCGAUAGUGGUAGUCGACAUAGGGAGAAAACACAAGAUUAUAGGCAGGAAGCAGGUGAUAGAAUACAAAUUAAGCAAGAAAGAGCGGAUAGUGUUACAUCGAGAGAUAACCACGAGAAUUGUGAUGACGAGUUAUACAGAGAUAGGACAGGUCAUAGGCGGUACUAUGAUGACUCUAAUGUCCAAGAUGAAUACGAUCCUUAUAAAAAAAUAAAAACGGAAAAGUAA
Molecule: messenger RNA, 2233 nt
Organism: Spodoptera exigua (beet armyworm)
Lineage: Eukaryota; Metazoa; Arthropoda; Insecta; Lepidoptera; Noctuidae
Source: the annotation of a GenBank genome assembly